Molecule: messenger RNA, 2580 nt
Organism: Metschnikowia bicuspidata var. bicuspidata NRRL YB-4993
Lineage: Eukaryota; Fungi; Ascomycota; Pichiomycetes; Serinales; Metschnikowiaceae
Gene: HDA1
Product: histone deacetylase
Exons: 1
Coding region: 153-2420 (755 amino acids)
Biological process (GO): chromatin organization
Cellular component (GO): histone deacetylase complex
Molecular function (GO): histone deacetylase activity
Source: RefSeq, a predicted model, not a curated record
GUCUCCGGUGAGCACACGGACCAAUUUACGGCUUUUCAUCGCUCGCCAUUUUCCCCCGAGCAUCCCUCCAAAAAACCACGCCUGCAUUCCCGCCCACUGAGUCCCCACAGACGAUGCAAAACACGGCGUCCUUGAACGCCCAGGAACCAGCCAUGGACGCACCGCGUGCUGAUGCCAGUUACAUAAAAAACGGCACUUCUCCAUUUCUAGACGAGCCGGCGGUCAAGCGAGAACACGUGGAAGACGACAACGUGCUGCCUGUCGAGAACGGCGCCAAAAAGCAAAAAGCAGACCCUGCGGCGCCCAUGGUGGUGGUCCCCCACAAGAAGCCGCACUUGUUCUACAGCCCGUUGAAGACCGGCAUCGUCUACGACGUGCGCAUGCGGUACCACGCCAAGAUCUUCACGCUGUACUUCGAGUACAUCGACCCGCACCCGGAGGACCCGCGGCGCAUCUACCGCAUCUAUAAGCGGUUGGCAGAGGCCGGGCUCAUCCAGGACACGUCGUUGCUGGGGUCCAACGACAUCGGCCCGCUCAUGGUCAAGAUCCCCAUCCGCGAGGCGUCCGAGGAGGAGAUCUUGCAGGUGCACACCGAAAACCACCUCCGGUACAUCCAGCAGACAGAGACCAUGACGCGCGACCAGCUCCUCGAGGAGACCGAGAAGGGCGACUCCAUCUACGUCAACAACGACUCGUUCCUCCUGGCCAAGUUGUCGUGCGGCGGGCUGAUCGAGGCGUGCCGCGCCGUCGUCGAGGGCACGGUCAAGAACCUGUUGGCCAUCGUGCGCCCGCCGGGCCACCACGCCGAGCCAAAUGCGCCCGGCGGGUUCUGUCUCUUCAGCAACGUCGCGGUGGCCGCCAAGAACAUGCUCCGCAUGUACCCGGAGUCCGUGCGGCGCAUCGUGAUCGUCGACUGGGAUAUCCACCACGGCAACGGCACGCAGCGGGCGUUCUACGACGACCCGCGCGUGCUCUACAUCUCGCUCCACCGGUUCGAGAACGGGCGCUUCUACCCCGGCACCAAGUACGGCGGCGCCGACAUGGUGGGCAAGGGCAAGGGCGAGGGUUUCUCGGUCAACGUGCCCUGGCAGGACGCCGGCGUCGGCGACGCGGACUACAUGCACGCGUUCCACCGCGUGGUGUUGCCCAUCGUCAGCGAGUUCGACCCGGACUUGGUCAUUGUCAGCUCGGGCUUCGACGCCGCGGACGGCGACAUCAUCGGCCAGUGCCACGUCACGCCCGCCGGCUACGGCCAGCUCACGCACAUGCUCAAGGCCGUGGCGCGCGGCAAGCUCACCGUGAUCUUGGAGGGCGGCUACAACUUGGACGCCAUCAGCCACAGCGCGCUCGGCGUGGCCAAGGUGCUUGUGGGCGAGCCUCCCGAGGCCACGGUCACCACGCAGCCCCGGCUCGACACGCUCGAGACCGUCAGCGAGGUCGUGCGCAUCCAGGCCAAGUACUGGCGCAGCAUGCGGCCAGGAAACGCGGCGCGUCUGUUCGAGGACGCGUACGACGUGGCCGGCGCCCCGCUCCUCUCGCUUGCCGAGCCCAUGCGCGCGUACCAGGCGCAGAAGCUUUUCCAGACGUUCGGCUUCAUCGGCCUCCCGGUGCUCGCGGCCACCGACGCCAAGCUGCCGCUGUUCACCACGGACUUGCCGGCGCACCUCGAGGACCUUGUGCUUGCGAGCCGCGACAUCGGCACGUGCGGCACGGUGGUGGUGCUGGUGCACGACCCGCCGGAGGUGUGGGCCAACGUGAACCCGGUUUCAGGCAACAUCGAGAGCAACUCGUCGGUGGUGCUCGAGCACCCGUUGCCCAAGCUCAUCCGCACGGUGCAGAAGGAGCUCGAGGGCGACGGCGAGAACGCGCGGCUCGGCUUCAUCGACAUCAACGUGCCGUCGUUCACGGACGCCGUGGCCGCCAACGGGCUGGCCAGGCUGGGCGACUACAACGCGACGAUCUUCGCGCAGGAGCUCUUGCUCUGGGUGUGGGACCACUAUCUCUGCUACUUCCAGCAGUUGAAGAAGGUGGUGUUUGUGGGCUAUGGCGACGCUUACCAGGCGAUCGUGCACCUAUACGCCAAGCGGCCGCCGCAGGAGAUCCGCGACUUGGUCCAGGGCACGGUGGUGUUUGCCAACCGAACCACACUCCGGCCCAUCGUGCCCGUCAUGGACGAGUCCAUGGUGGACUGGUUCUACCAGAACUCGGUGGUGUUCACUAGCCCGAUGAACCCCUGCUGGAUGGGUGCCACAGGCAAGCCCGAGGGCGAGGAGUCCAGCCGCCGCCCGCGCAAGAAGUUCGGCCGCGUGUUGCGUGCCUCCGCCGAUGGCUUGUGGGAGGUCAUCAACGAGAAGUUCGACGAGGGCGUCGACUUUAUUCUAGAUUCGGUCUCCGACUACUCGGGCUCCGAGUCCGCCUAAAUACCACUAUGUAUGCAAUAUCAGGCCCUCGUAUCCUCACACGUAGCUCGGGAAUCGCCGGGCAAAUUGUUUUUCGAGGUCGUCCAAGUCCGGCAAGGACACCUCGCUUGAAGUGCUGAGCUUCCUCUCGCUAGCGUUCUUCAAGUGUUGCGGCUUGGCG